Messenger RNA from Phaethon lepturus (White-tailed tropicbird), 987 nucleotides. RefSeq names its product receptor accessory protein 1 (gene REEP1). The record is from RefSeq and is a predicted model, not a curated record. NCBI's taxonomy places the organism in Eukaryota, Metazoa, Chordata, Aves, Phaethontiformes, Phaethontidae. Bases 7 to 987 code for a protein of 326 amino acids. Gene Ontology annotation, cellular component: cytoplasmic microtubule; endoplasmic reticulum tubular network; endoplasmic reticulum membrane. Gene Ontology annotation, biological process: endoplasmic reticulum tubular network organization. The transcript has 11 exons. Gene Ontology annotation, molecular function: microtubule binding.
GCAGUGAUGCUUAUAUUUGGCACUCUUUACCCUGCAUAUUAUUCUUACAAAGCCGUGAAAUCAAAGGACAUCAAAGAAUAUGUCAAAUGGAUGAUGUACUGGAUCAUAUUCGCCCUCUUCACGACAGCAGAGACAUUCACGGACAUCUUUCUUUGCUGGUUUCCAUUCUACUACGAACUCAAAAUAGCUUUUGUAGCUUGGCUGCUGUCUCCAUACACAAAAGGCUCCAGCCUCCUGUACAGGAAAUUUGUUCAUCCAACGCUGUCUUCAAAAGAAAAGGAGAUUGAUGACUGCCUCGUCCAGGCAAAAGACCGGAGCUACGAUGCCCUUGUGCACUUUGGGAAGCGGGGGCUGAAUGUCGCAGCCACAGCAGCCGUCAUGGCAGGUUCAAAGGGACAGGGAGCCCUGUCUGAGAGACUAAGGAGCUUUAGCAUGCAGGAUCUCUCGACGAUUCGUGGAGACAGCAGCAGCACUGUUCCUCCUUCAGUCACUGUACGAACAAGUAGCAAACAGAGCCAGCCAAAAACAUCCAGAAGUGCAUCGGAAGGCACUGGUGGCUCAGUGUGCACGUGUUGCUCGGUAUGCCGACUCCUCAGAGGUGUGGACAAUAAGUAUGAAAAGCCACCUGAAGCAAACUGUGAAACAAAAGGCUCUGUGUUCUCAGAUGAUGAAGAGAACGAUUCAUUGGAUUGUGCAUCCAUGAACAAAAGGCCCAAAAAGAAGGAUCAACCCCUUGAGGGCCAAGACCUGCUUCUCCACUACUUCAUGCCUGGAAUGGCAUCAUUGCCGCAGAGGUACCACAAAGAUAGGCACCGCCUAGGAUCCUUAGACCUCGCUUCAGGAAGAAAAGUACCUCGUCCUCUGCCACUGAAACAAUUAAAUCAUGUGUAUUCUGAGAAAAUCAUUGAGCUAAAAACCAUAAAGACAGAACCACUUACAGAGGAUGAGGAAGAGACGUGCAAGAGAAAAGUGGUUUCAACGAUGUAA